AUGAAGAUCUCCUUCCUUGCCCUGGCUGCCACUGCCAUUGCUGUUGCCUCCGCCGCCCCCGUCGAGAAGCGCGCUGCUAGCGACAACGUCGUUGUCGGAUACUGGGUUCCAUGGGGUGAUGUCCCAGUUGCCCAGCUCGACAUGGCCAAGUACACCCACAUCAACUAUGGUUUCGGUGUCACCGUCAAGAAGAACCCUAACCCCACCGACAUUACCUUCGACCGCUACUACGAUGGAACCCAGAUGCGCGCCUUGGUUGCCCGCGGCAAGCAGUUCGGUGUCCCAAUCUUGAUGUCGAUCGGAGGCUGGACUGGAUCGCAGACCUUCUCGACCAUCGCCGCUGACCCCGCCCUUCGCAAGACCUUCAUCAACAACGCCAUGGUCUUCGUCCGUAACAACACUCUUCCCGACUACGAAACUACUCCCGAUGGCUGGAACAUGGGCGGUAUCGAUAUCGACUGGGAAUACCCCGGCCGUGCCGGUGCCAUCUGCAACACCUACGCUCCCCAGGACUCCGCCAACUACCUCAUCUUGCUCAAAGAAUUGCGCGCUCAGAUGGAUCUCGAGUUCCCCAACGACCGCAAGCUGUUGACCGCUGCCGUUCGUGUCCAGCCUUUCGACGGUACUGAUGGCAAGCCCUUGGGUGAUGUCUCUGCCUUUGCCCAGUACUUCGACUGGGUUUCCAUCAUGGCCUACGACAUCAUGGGCUCCUGGAGCGCAACCACCGGACCCAACGCUCCUUUCAAGAACGGUCCUUCCCCUGCUGAUCCUUUCUCGUUCGUUCAGUCGAUCGAUUCCUGGACCGCUGCCAAGUUCCCCGCCAACAAGUUGGUUCUCGGAACUGCCUUCUACGGUCGCUCAGUCAUCACCACCGUCGAUAUGAACGCCCAGAACCCCAUCACCAUGUACGUCAACAAGACCGACGUCACCCCCAAGGGAGGCCCAGCUGACAGAAACGAUAUCAACUUCUUCUGUAACGAGGGUGCUGUCUAC
Gamsiella multidivaricata is the source of this 993-nucleotide messenger RNA. Its product is annotated as glycoside hydrolase superfamily. The transcript is spliced from 2 exons. The record is from RefSeq and is a predicted model, not a curated record. Gene Ontology annotation, cellular component: extracellular region. Gene Ontology annotation, biological process: carbohydrate metabolic process; chitin catabolic process. NCBI's taxonomy places the organism in Eukaryota, Fungi, Mortierellomycota, Mortierellomycetes, Mortierellales, Mortierellaceae. The annotation marks the transcript as partial. Gene Ontology annotation, molecular function: chitin binding; chitinase activity.